AUGACAAUAGAGAGCGAGCGGGAACUAUCGCCUUCGGAUUUUACCCCUUCGGCGACAACACCGUGGCCGACGGGUAUGCCCCUGAGAUAUGGAGGGGCCGAGAGCGGUAGCAGUAGACGAGGGAGCGUAGAGAGCAGAACGGGAGGUGUGCCGGAGACGCCUGUGGGUACGCCUGUCGGGGACCUUUUCACUGUGGGUCUCGCGAUGGCGAUGGGAAAACGGACUGGAACGAUGAGGGAGAUGAUUGAGAUGGACGAGUCUGAUAUGUCGACCAGGUCUCCAGCGUCCUUUGGUUUGUCGAGGUGGAGGGGUGGCGGGCGCGGGAGUCUGAGGAGGAUGCCGAAUCUCGAAAGUAGAUUCAUUGGACGGAGUGUGUGUGCUGAUGAGAUGACUGACGCAAGGGGACAGUUUGGCAGGAUCGUUGAGAUUGUGGAUGAGACUGAGGAUAUCGAGCACACGACCUCUGAUGGGAAUGGCAGUGUCCAAGUAGUUUUCGAGAGGGUGUUCGAGGUUGACAAUGAGACUGAGGAGGCCGUUGCACAAACAGUCUCCAGGCCGAGUAAGGUCGAAAAGAGGGUCACUGCCGCGAAGAAGUGUGGGUUUCGAGACGGAGGAGAUCAUGUUCAGCCGAUUUCAUGGUGGAAUUAUCCCUGGUUUGUUCUGAUGCUGGUUCUUUUCAUGCUGUUUGUUCCGAGCUUCAAGGAGAUUAUCUGA
Colletotrichum spaethianum is the source of this 714-nucleotide messenger RNA. RefSeq lists its product as uncharacterized. The record is from RefSeq and is a predicted model, not a curated record. Lineage: Eukaryota; Fungi; Ascomycota; Sordariomycetes; Glomerellales; Glomerellaceae. The transcript has a single exon. The coding region runs from base 1 to 714 and encodes 237 amino acids.